Trichomycterus rosablanca is the source of this 1100-nucleotide messenger RNA. It is a transcript of the gene dnal1, whose product is annotated as dynein, axonemal, light chain 1. The transcript is spliced from 8 exons. Gene Ontology annotation, cellular component: cytoplasm. The record is from RefSeq and is a predicted model, not a curated record. NCBI's taxonomy places the organism in Eukaryota, Metazoa, Chordata, Actinopteri, Siluriformes, Trichomycteridae. Gene Ontology annotation, biological process: outer dynein arm assembly. The coding region runs from base 44 to 625 and encodes 193 amino acids. Gene Ontology annotation, molecular function: dynein heavy chain binding; alpha-tubulin binding.
CGCUAACCAUGAUGACGGUUCCAUAGCAACGGCUGAGGAUAACAUGGCUAAAUCAACAAGUAUCAAAGAAGCACUGGUGAAAUGGGAGGAAAAGUCUGGAGAAAAAGCCAGUGAGUCGAAAGCUGUGAAACUGUACAGUCAAGUUCCCCCUAUUGAGAAGAUGGACGCAUCUCUUUCUACUCUGAUUAACUGCGAGAAACUGUCAUUGUCAACAAACUGUAUCGAAAAGAUCGCCAACUUAAAUGGGUUAAAAAACCUUAAAAUUUUGUCCUUGGGUCGGAACAACAUCAAAAACCUUAAUGGACUAGAGGCUGUAGGGGACACGCUGGAGGAACUGUGGAUCUCCUACAACCUCAUUGAAAAACUAAAGGGAAUCCAUGUAAUGAAGAAGCUCCAUGUCCUGUAUAUGUCGAACAACCUCGUCAAGGAGUGGGGAGAGUUUGUAAAACUGGCAGAGCUCUCAGCACUGGUGGACCUGGUUUUUGUGGGAAACCCUUUAGAAGAAAAGUACUCAGCUGAAGGGACUUGGAUCAAUGAGGCCACCAAGAGGGUCCCUAAACUAAAUAAAAUUGAUGGGAUUCCAGUGAUCAAGCAGGAAGAGGAGGACAAAGAGGAAGAGAGUUAAUUUUUCUUCUAGUCUUUUAGAAUUUCUACAGUAUGGUACCAUUGAUGGUACCAUUUUGCUAAUGAAGGGGCAUUUACUAUUUGCAUAUUUUAAUAGAAUUACUUGUGUAUUUAUAUAAAUCUAAGAGCUAAAUCCACUUGAAUUUUAAUGGUUCCUUUUAGAGACAAAACGUGUUACUACUUUUAUAUAGUAAGAACAGCUGUUGAGAUUCAGUAAAGCAGCAAUAAAUGGAACUCUUGCACUACACCUUGAGGUUUGUGGCAUUGUGUAGGAUAAUGUAGCUAACAUCAAAACAUCAAUUGUAUUUUUACUGUAAUGUGCAAUGCAGGAUCUGCAUGUUUCCUUCCUGGGUAAGGGAAUAUGUAUAAUGAAGAAAUGGUUUUAUGUGAUUUUACUACUGUAACUGGUUUUAAACAAUAUUUAAAUGUUAUUGUCAGUAUGUUUGAUACUUAUUAAAUAUACAUAUCAGAAUUUA